Gloeophyllum trabeum ATCC 11539 is the source of this 261-nucleotide messenger RNA. RefSeq lists its product as uncharacterized. Bases 1 to 261 code for a protein of 86 amino acids. The transcript has 2 exons. The record is from RefSeq and is a predicted model, not a curated record. Lineage: Eukaryota; Fungi; Basidiomycota; Agaricomycetes; Gloeophyllales; Gloeophyllaceae.
AUGACGCAUUCGAGCGCUGACGGUGACAGCCCGCCUCCUCAAACUGUGGUCAACGUGAUGGCUAGUGUGUACCUAAAUAUUACCGGCUCGACGUGGCUGUCUCAUCGUCCGGCCGUGUUCAAGGUGCUGCAUAAACUCUCAGGUCCAUAUGGUUUUGCCAAUGUUCUGAUGUUCAACAUGAUGGCCCUCUUCGAAGCGCCGCCGCAGUUACAGCUGCCAUCAUUCGCGGAUUCCGCCCCGCUUGGGAGAGAUGAUCCGUAA